This is a messenger RNA of Aspergillus versicolor CBS 583.65, 1617 nucleotides long. RefSeq names its product glycoside hydrolase family 140 protein. Bases 1 to 1617 code for a protein of 538 amino acids. The record is from RefSeq and is a predicted model, not a curated record. NCBI's taxonomy places the organism in Eukaryota, Fungi, Ascomycota, Eurotiomycetes, Eurotiales, Aspergillaceae. The transcript is spliced from 2 exons.
AUGCUCAAAGCUCAAGUCUUCGGCAUUGCCCUCGCAAUCCUACAAUCAGCCAAGGCGUGGCAGAUACCCGCAGAAUACGCCUUGACUCCGUCAUCCAAUGGCCGAUUUCUGCAACAAGCCAACGGAGACCCGUUCUUCUGGCAGGCAGACACAGCAUGGCUACUUUUCCACAGACUCAAUUACAGCGAGGCAGACGCCUUUCUGUCAGACCGUUCGGAAAAGGGCUUCAACAUGGUCUUAGCCGUGGCCUUCACCCAGGCGGGGAUUGACAACCCCAAUCGAAACGGCGACCUGCCUUUUAUAGAUGAAGACGUGACGGAUCCCAAUGAGCCUUACUGGGAGCAUGUCGACUCUGUUGUCAAGCUGGCAUGGACCAAGGGAAUACGGAUCUGCAUGGUUUCCUCGUGGGGGAAAUUCGUGCAUGACAGCGACAACAACGGGGACGUCUUGAAUUCCACCACUGCACAUCCAUUCGGGAAAUUCCUCGGCCAGCGAUAUCCCUACCUCCCCAAAACACUCGUUGGCGAUACAAACCCCUACUGGCAAAACAAAACAGCCGUAAAAGCAGACUAUGCCUACGGCGGCGUACUACCGCCUUACGAAGUGACAGAUUGGUCACCCGUCUACGACGAUCUGGCGAACGGGAUUGUAGCCGGCGAACGACAAGCUAUUAAAGCCUCUUCGGGACAUAAAUCCAACACGACAUGGUGGCCACUAAUGACAAUCCACCCAACAAAUCAAUGGUUCACAGGCGGACCACUGGCUUUGGCGCACGACUUCUUUGGAGAUCGCGAGUGGCUUACUCUGGACGCAAGCCAGUCCGGGCACGCAGACUACCCGCCCAACCCGCCAAUCCCCUGGUGGAACUGUCGACGGGGGUGGGAGCCCGUUGAGAUCAUGUAUGCGGCGGGCUCAAAGGACGGGAAUAAGAUCCGGCCAGUUAUUGACAAUGAGCCGCAUUAUGAGAAUAGAUAUAAUAACGGGAAGGAUACCAAUGCGGUUUGGAAUGCGAGUGAUGUCCGGGUUGGCAGUUGGCAGGCUGUGAGUACCCCCCUUCUUCCGUUGGGUGUACCUCUUAUUGCUGGUAUAGAAAUAUGCUUACUGGAACAGGUCUUCUCAGGCGCAGCAGGUCUUACGUACGGCGCAAACGCCAUCCAGCAGUGCAUUAUCCCAGGCCUUUUCGACUCAGACGGGAGCGGACCGAGCGACGACUGGAGCACAGACCUAGAGCUGCCAGGAUCAGGCCAGAUGCAAUUUAUUCAAAAGGCAGUGCUGGAUAGAGGUAACGGAACUGCGUAUUUCCAUCGCGUGCCGGCGCAGGACAUCAUUGUAGGCGAUGCGGGCGUUAAUGAUGCAAGAGUCACAGCGACGAGGGAUCGUGGUGGGAACUGGAUCAUGGUGUAUACGCCUACGGGUGAGCCAUUCCAGAUCGACACUCAGAGUGUAAAGUCUUGCAGUGUGCGUGCGAGUUGGUAUAGCCCAUUGAGUGGGAGGUAUACUAGAUUUGAUUAUACUCAGUGCGGGGAUAGCGCGGGGUCUGCUGAGAGUAGGACGUUUACACCACCUGCAGGAGAUGGACAUUCGGAUUGGGCGUUGGUUUUGGAAGUGGUCAAUUGA